AUGUCUGUGUCCAUUACCUCGACCGAUGGACCGCCGCAUGCUCGCAAGCCGCUGGCAAGUCAGAGGAGCGCCGGCGGCGAUAUGUCCAUCACGUUCUUCGUUCAACCCGGCUGUCCUUCGAGAUUUGCCUCGUCAGACCAGCAUCGCGUCAAGGGCCUGAAUGCAGAGACCAUCGCGAGGGUCAUCCUCCCGGCCCCUCCAUGGCUCACGGCUCCGGAUUACUUACCGUUGCGUACCGAUCCUGCCGAUCCGUCUCCCUCCAUCUUCUUCAGCCUCAACUUGUCCAUAUACAAUCAACAGAUUGUUCCUGAAGACUGGUUCGACCAGUGGUUUUUCAUGGCAGGUCGUGUCCACCCAUUUGCGCUGACCUGGGAGGUCGAGCGUCAAGAUGGUCUGGAGGAGUCUGUGGAUAGCGGUCUCCUUGCAUACACCAUCCCAGCUCUUAUCGUGCGCGACCAAGGCUAUCAACCGAUAUUGCCUCGGAGUCUAUCUGCGGCCGAUCAGUUUCCUCUUUCAUCCCCAAUUGUCAGUUUUACCGGCCCUGUCGUCGGUCCGGGCCACGCCCUCCUCCGAAAGGAAUCUGUGCCCACGCUGGACAAUGUCCAGCUCAAGUGUUGCGGCUUCGUUCAGCUGAUCACAUUCCUUGCCCCCGGUAAUCCUGAUAAGACCCCGUUUAGAGGCUUCCAUCCCUUCCAAGUCUUUGUCAUCUUCCCGAUCCGGGCGAAUCCGUGGGCCUCGCUUUGCAAGAAGAUGGCCGAGAGGCGAGACACUCAGUUCCAGAGCAAUGUUUUGCUGACCUGUACCGGCAAGGUGGCCGGCCUGCUUGGCCAUCUUCUCAUGGUGCAGCCGCCGACCCUCGAGCAGGACUACGUCUUCAUCGUCGUUCCGGACUCCUGGACCUUUCUCGACAAGGGAGUUUCCGGGCCUGGCUCACCAACGCCGCCGCCGGGUGCUGCGACAUCAGCGGUCCGUUCAUCAUCUUCUAACCAUACGCCGUUCGAGGAGAUCAAGGCCAAAUUCACAGCGCGCAGACCUGCUGCCCCGCCGACUCCUCUUCCCGCUUCAACGCCGACUCCAGCUUCGACCCCGGGCGAAUCGAUGUCAUCUGUCAUCUCAACACCUUCUACAGAGUACCACUACCUCUCCACCUCGCCGACGCCGAAGCGACCAGCUUCACGCGUCGAUUACACACCGCCGGCAAAGAGACCGCGCCAGCCGCCGAUGUCCCCGAUCACUAUCCCUUCCUCGGGAACACAUCUUUCGGCCGGCAGCUCGAGCUCACAGGAAACUGUUGACGAGCCCGAACCAAGCUGUGCCGGGAAUCAGACCCCCACUGCGUCCUUCAUGAGGCCCCUGGUGCCAGCAACUCAUCUACCUGCACCUACACCCGUCCUUGACACGAUCACGGCUGCUGUGUCGGAAUCCUCCAACCGCCCGAGCCGGAACCGCCAUCCUCCAAAGAACAAAUAUUUGGAAGAAGUAUCCAAAGUUUGA
Fusarium oxysporum Fo47 is the source of this 1494-nucleotide messenger RNA. RefSeq lists its product as uncharacterized. The transcript has 2 exons. The record is from RefSeq and is a predicted model, not a curated record. Bases 1 to 1494 code for a protein of 497 amino acids. Lineage: Eukaryota; Fungi; Ascomycota; Sordariomycetes; Hypocreales; Nectriaceae.